Messenger RNA from Delphinapterus leucas (beluga whale), 4191 nucleotides. It is a transcript of the gene FBXO46, whose product is annotated as F-box protein 46. The record is from RefSeq and is a predicted model, not a curated record. NCBI's taxonomy places the organism in Eukaryota, Metazoa, Chordata, Mammalia, Artiodactyla, Monodontidae. Gene Ontology annotation, molecular function: protein binding.
GGAAGGGGAGGCUGGAGAGGAGCGAGUGGGGGAAACCCGCGUAGCCGAGGGAGCUGCAGCGCGGGGAGAUGGUGGCCUGUGGAGCCCCCCACCGCCAUUCAGGUCCUGAGAUGUGGUGAACCCCCGCCUGUCUGCCACCAUUCCCCAGAAUGGACCGAGGGGGCCUCCUUCCCUUCCAGCUGUGGUGCCCCCGGCCCUUUGGCACCUACUCCCAGAACCAGCCGCGCCCGCCUUCCGCAGCCCUCAAGCCGUCAGCCUGUCCUGAGCCAGGUGGGGGGGCGGAGCCAGACCAUGGCCCUGCCCACUCAGAAAACACACCCCCAGCCUUGGCCACGGAGGCUCCUGCCUCCCAGCCUGCCCCGCUCCUUUCAGCAGCCGCUGCCGGCGACGAGGGUCGAGUCCUGCUGGACACGUGGUACGUUAUCAAGCCCGGGAAUACAAAGGAGAAGGUGGCCUUCUUUGUGGCCCACCAGUGCGGUGGAGGCAGCCGGGCCAGCUCCAUGAAGGUCAAGGGGCACUGGGGCAGUGACAGCUCCAAGGCCAAGCGGAGGAGGCGCUGUCUUGAGCCUACGAAGGCUCCUCCGGACCCAGGGGGACAAGACGGGCCCCCUGCUGCUGAGGGGGUCCCAGCCUCAGCCAGUGAGGAUGUGGACCUGCUCUCUGUGGCCGAGAUGGUGGCCCUGGUGGAACAGCGGGCCGCCCUGGCCCUGCAGAGCUACCCGCGCCCGAGCACCCCAGCGCCUGUGGUCUAUGUGUCGGCCGAACAGGGUGGGCCUGCCAAGGGGCUGGGGUCCGAACGGCGGUCUGGUGGCGGGGACUGCAGCCGUGUGGCGGAGGCCGUGGCCCACUUCGAGGCUCAGCGGGACAACCCUCCAGCCAAAGGCCUCCGCAAGGAGGAGCGGCCCGGGCCAGGCCCUGGGGAGGUGCGCAUCGCCUUCCGGAUCUCCAAUGGCCGAGAGCCCCGUGCACCGGAUGGCAGCUUGCCCAACGGGAGCGGGGGCCGGCCGGGUUGCGCCUACCCUGGCAGCCCGGGUCCUGGGGCCCGGGCCAAGGACAAGAUCACCUGCGACCUGUACCAGCUCAUCAGCCCCUCUCGGGAUGCCCUCCCCAGCAAUGUGGAGUUUCUGCUGGCUAGGGCGGAUGAAGCCAGCGAGGGUGAGACCCCAGCCCCUGCCAGGCCCGAGGACACUCCCCCGGCCCCCCCUCCACCCCCUGCCCGGGACUGUGGCGCAUCAGGCUUCCAUGUGGAUGUGGUGGUGACGGGGGUGGUGGAUGAGUGCAUCUUCUUCGGCAAGGAUGGCACCAAAAACGUGAAGGAGGAGACGGUGUGCCUGACCGUCAGCCCCGAGGAGCCACCCCCGCCUGGCCAGCUCUUCUUCCUCCAGCCCCGGGGACCUGAUGGGCCCCCCGAGCCACCGCCAACUGACUCGCCCGCCACUGCACCCGGCCCGGACGAUGCUGAGGGGACGGUGGACACCUCCCUGUGCCGCCUGUACCGGCACGUGUCGCACGACUUCCUGGAAAUCCGCUUCAAGAUCCAGCGGUUGCUGGAGCCGCGACAGUACAUGCUGCUGCUGCCUGAGCACGUGCUGGUCAAGAUCUUCAGCUUCCUGCCCACGCGCGCCCUGGCGGCCCUCAAGUGCACCUGCCACCACUUCAAGGGCAUCAUUGAGGCUUUUGGCGUGCGGGCCACAGACUCGCGCUGGAGCCGCGACCCGCUCUACCGCGAUGACCCUUGCAAGCAGUGCCGCAAGAGAUACGAGAAGGGCGAUGUGUCGCUCUGCCGCUGGCACCCCAAGCCCUACCACCACGACCUGCCUUAUGGACGUUCCUACUGGAUGUGCUGCCGCCGAGCCGAUCGCGAGACGCCCGGCUGCCGCCUGGGUCUGCACGAUAACAACUGGGUGUUGCCCUGCAAUGGGCCAGGCGGUGGGGGCGGCCGGGCUGGCCGGGAGGAGGGGAGGUGAAGCCGGGGGAGGGGGGGGGAAGAGCCCACCAUGCCCACCCCCACCCCCUCCGCCUGGGAGCCGAGGGUCAGGACUGGGUCACCAGCCCAUACCCUCAGCCCAGGCAGCAUUGAUCCCCCUCCAGAACUGCGAUGGUGUUCAGGGGGAUGACCCAAGAAAGCACUCUGAUUGACCCCUACUGGUUUUCUACUCUUCAGACCCUCAAGCAGGGUGUUUUUUUAUCAGCAUCUCAAUUUCUUCUACAUUCAGCCCCAGCGCCCUCCCUGCCACUCUUCAUACCCCAGGGACCUACAAGCAGGGAGCAGACGGCAGCUAAUUUUGGUACUACUUAAGGGUUCCCCCAUUCUGGCCCCCUUCCGUUCCCUCCCCUCGGUUCUUUCCCUCUGGAGCUGUUUUUUUUUCCCCAGGAGGCUGCAGCACCCAGGGUUGGUACCCUUCCUAACCUACUACACCAGGGCUCACCUCCUCUUUAGGAACUGGGGCCAUUAGAUCAAAGAUCACAUUUGGCAGUUUUCAUGGCCACCUGCCAUUUCCCCAUUAAAACAAUAAAAAUCAGUUUUCUCCUUAACCUCAAGCUACCAGUCUCUCUACUUCCCCUAAAGGGGAAGAGGAGAAAAAAGUUGAAGUGUAAAAAUUCUCCUCCUCCCAAUAUUUAAGCUAUUGCCAUGACUCUCCCCCCUCCCCGCUGCAAAAAAGCUGUGAAGCCCUUUGCCUCGCUCUGGACAGCGUCGGGGGCCGGUGGGCAGGGACUGUGGCUUUGAAUUUCUGGGUUGUUUUUCCUUCUACUCUGGGUACUUGUUCAGGUGUUGGGGUCUCUCCACCCCCCAUCCACAUGUGUUUCUUUAGAAGCCUUUGGUCAACCAAGACCUUGACCUUCAGGCAGUUUGAUCUGGGGUAUUUUUGUUUGUUCUGUUUGAGAUGUGUUUUUGUUGUUUUUUUGUUGUUUUGUCUUGGUUUUGGUUUUUCAUCCUUGUGGUUCUGGAAAGCUUCUAAUGUGUGGCAUCUGACCGAUUUUGAACUGGUCCUUUCUAUAAAAUCAGUAUUUAUAAGGCUGGGCCCAGACUGGUUUGUGUGUUGUUCAGGGAAGGGGUCUGGGAGAGAAGGGAGUCAUGGGCCAGUGCAUGGUGAAAUGGAAAAAGUUGAGAGAAGAAUGCUUAGCCGAGUCCCUUAGCCUGAGAUUAUUUUUGACUCUUCAUCUGUGUCCUUUUGGAUUCGAAAACCUCAAAAUAGUAGACGCUCAAACAAGGUAGUUUUUAUUUCUUUAGAAACCCAGCGUUUGGCAGGUAUGGUGGACCUGAAUUCAUCUGGAACCCAGGCUCCUUCUAGCCCACUAUUCCAUUAUUCUUUGGCUGCGGCCCUCAUCCUCAUGGUCCAAGAUGGCUGCUGGAACUCCACCCAUCACCAUUUUGCAGGAAAGGAAGUCCCUUGCCUCCCAGAAGUACCACAGUGUACUUCUGUGCGCAUCUUACUGGUCAGAACUUUAGCCACGUGGAAGGGCUGCAGAGGAGACUGGGAAAUGCAAUCCUUUAGUUGGAUGCAUUAUGCCCAACAAAAAACUCUUGCUAAAGAACCCUGUAAUUAAAGCUUUAAAAUAUUCAGAUAAUUAUUUACUAAAAGAAGAAGGAAAAAUGGAUAUUGAGCGGUGGCUAACAGUCUCUGACAUUCUUAUCAAGGAAUCAAAAUUUCCAGAGACUAGGCUAUAUCAUAGCAGUUAUUUAAUACUUAGAUUUUAGAAUCAAAGAAACCUGGGUUUGAAUCUUGGCUUGGUUUUGUGGGAUUUUUGGUUUCCUAUAGCAGGAAGGCCAGAUUAUUUGGACUCUCCUGCUGAAACCAGAAGUAAAAAAAAUCUGAAAAGCAUCAAAUAUUCAAUAAAAUACAGUUAAGGAUAUACUAAGCCAAAAAUUUAAGGGAAAGGCCCAUGGGGCCCUGAAGCCACUUUUGCUCUGAGGGUAUUUGCUGAUGUGAACAAACUUGGAUUUCCUAUUUGUAGCCUUACUGGGACAAGCAGGCAGAAGUCAAGGUCAAAGCCUGUCCAAGGUGAAUCUAAUAGGAGGUGGGAUCCCACCGAACUACAAGCUCAGGUAAGGCUGACCCAGAACACUGCAGAGAAGAUGUUUUAGGUGCUGAGGGAGGGACUUUCCUGGUGGUGCGGUGGUUAAGAAUCCUUUGCCUGCCAACGCAGGGGACAUGGGUUCAAGCCCUGAUCUGGGAAGAUCCCACAUGC